CUCAAAGGCAGCAUCCGCAGAAACAAGCGGUCGGACACAAGAGAGCAACAAGCUCGAGCGGACCGGACACGUUCUGUGCUGCGGUGCUGAACGAACCGCUCUCCGACGGGAGCGGCACCGAUCGACGCCUAAUCCGAACUGAACUGGAGGAAGGAAGAUGUCAGCGGUUUAUAAAGAUGACCAGGAGGACUGGGUGACGGUGUGUCUCAAGUACCUGCUCUUUGUUUUCAACUUUCUCUUCUGGGUGGGUGGAGCCGCUGUUCUGGGUGUCGGAGUCUGGACACUGGUGGAGAAGAGCGACUACUUGAGUCUGCUGGCCUCCAGCACUUUUGCUGUCUCUGCAUAUAUCCUCAUCCUGGCCGGCAGCCUGGUGGUGGUUACUGGCUUCUUGGGCUGCUGCGCCGUCAUCCGGGAACAGAGAAGCUGCCUGUCCACGUAUUUCUUCUGCCUGCUCUUUAUCUUCCUGAUUGAACUGGUGGCUGGAGUUCUGGCCUAUGUUUACUACCAGAGGCUGAGUGAGGAACUGAAGCAGCAUCUCAACCAGACUAUGACAGAGAACUACGCCCAGCCGGGAAAGGACGCCAUCACAUUAGCUGUUGACAGGCUACAGCAGGAUUUCAAGUGCUGUGGCAGCAACAACUCCCAUGACUGGAGGGUCAGUGUGUACAUUUCGUCAAAGCAUGCAGAUGCCAGGAUUGUGCCUGAUAGCUGCUGCAAGAGCAUCACCCCUCUCUGUGGCCAGAGAGACCACCCGUCCAACAUCUACAAGGUGGAGGGAGGAUGCAUCACUAAGCUGGAGCAGUUUCUGGCAGACCAUCUGUUGGUUAUUGGUGCUGUGGGAAUAGGUGUAGCCUGUCUGCAGCUGGCCGGGGCAGCCUUGACAGCCUGCUUUAUUUAUCUGCUCUAUAAAGAAGAGGAAGAGGACUUCGGUACAUUGUGAUUUAGCUCUAGAGCCUCUCUGGGGUUUAAUCAACCGGAGACAAGAUCUGUGGUAUGGUGUUCACCUGCUGCUUGCACAGAAGGAUCAAGAUGGACCCUUACUGAGCACAUCGGGCCCCCAACACACCACCUUCAACACACACAUGGAACAAUGAUCGGCUGACACCUCAGAAUUUUGAACUCUGACCUUGUGAUCGAAGCCAAGUGCACAGAUAUAUUUCAGGUCAUCCACAUUGCGGUCAGAAAAAAAGGUGCCAUUGAGCAACCAAGCCAAUUUAUUUUAGUGCUUUUUGUACAGUAUUGUACAAAAGUUACGAUGUAUUUCAACCCAGGCUUAUACAUUUCUCAUACCUGACCCAGAUCUCAGCUUCCUGCAUCAUUGCCUUGGCUGAGGUGCAUGCUAUAGUUUGAGCAGGACCGACUGAAGGGCAACCUGAACUCGUAUUACUUUCUACUCGACGACGUAAAGACGAUGGAAAUUGAUGUAUCACUUUGUCACUGUGCAGAAUUAUUUAAAAGGGUUUUCUUGAGUAAGCAGUGAGAACCAACCCUGUGCACGCUGUUAAUGAGGAAAGGUAACUUAUUUUUUAAUCUUUUGAAAACACACGUGCCUCUUUCACAGCUCUGCUGAUGAAUGAUUAUGUGUUUGAUUCUGUACGUGAAAUGUGUAAACUAGUGGACUGAUAAACAAGCAAAUUAAAUAUACUUCAUCCUCUAUAUAUAUUUUUUUAGUUGUAUCUAUAUGACUGACAAUAGCACUACAUUUUGAACUGUAUGAUUGAUUGGUAACUGAUCAAUACUGGAAAUACUUAAAUGUAUGACAACAACAUCUCUGUUAAAUAAAUAGAAAGGUGAAAGUCA
This is a messenger RNA of Scophthalmus maximus (turbot), 1800 nucleotides long. RefSeq names its product tetraspanin 11 (gene tspan11). NCBI's taxonomy places the organism in Eukaryota, Metazoa, Chordata, Actinopteri, Pleuronectiformes, Scophthalmidae. Bases 158 to 940 code for a protein of 260 amino acids. The transcript has 9 exons. Gene Ontology annotation, cellular component: membrane. The record is from RefSeq and is a predicted model, not a curated record.